UUUGAUAGCUCAGCAUGUCAAUAGUAACAGUGCAACUUGGUCAGUGUGGCAAUCAGAUUGGUUUUGAAGUGUUUGAUACUUUAUUUAGUGACUCGCACUGUUCCCAGGGACUCUGCUCUAAGAAAGAGAAUGAAGCAUAUCAAACAUCUUGCAAAGAAAGAUUCUUCAAUGAGCAAGAAAAUGGAGUUCUAGUUGCACGGGCUGUUCUUGUUGACAUGGAACCAAAAGUCAUCAAUCAAACACUAUCAAAGUCUGCCCACUCUGGACGAUGGAAAUAUGAUCAGUGUGCAUGCUUCUGUCAAAAACAAGGUUCUGGAAACAACUGGGCAUAUGGUUACUCUGUUCAUGGACCCAGACAUGAAGAAUCUAUAAUGAAUCUAAUUCAGAAGGAAGUGGAGAAAUGUGACUCUUUGAGUGGUUUUUUCAUCAUAAUGAGUAUGGCUGGGGGCACAGGAUCAGGGCUAGGAGCCUUUAUUACCCAGAAUUUACAAGAUCAGUACUCCAACUGUUUGAAAAUGAAUCAGGUUAUAUGGCCUUAUGGAACUGGUGAGGUUAUUGUUCAGAACUACAACUCCAUUUUGACCCUUUCUCACCUGUACCGAUGUUCACAUGCCCUCCUUUUUCAUGAGAAUGAUGCUAUCCAUAAAAUAUGUUCAAAACUGAUGAAUAUCAGACAAAUCUCCUUUAAGGAUAUAAAUCAAGUCCUUGCACAUCAGCUGGGAAGUAUGUUCCAGCCUACUUAUUCUGUGGAAGGCUCAUUUCACUAUAGAAGAAAUCCAUUAGGAGACUUAAUGGAGCAUUUAGUUCCCCAUCCUGAAUUUAAGAUGCUGGGUGUACGUAACAUUCCUCAGAUGUCUGAGAACUCACUGGCAUACAGCACGUUUACUUGGGCUGGCCUCCUGAAGCAUUUAAAACAGAUGCUCAUUUCUAAUGCAAAAAUGGAAGAAGAUAUCAAUUGGCAGGUACGGGCCCCUUUAUCAGGACUUUCUGCUCUUGGCAAAAUGUCUUUCAGCAAGGAGCUUCAUUUUAACACUUCCAUUGCUAACUUGGUCAUCCUUCGUGGGAAAGAUGUGCAAAGUGCAGAUCUAGGAGGAUUUAAAGAUCCAGCUCUCUAUACUUCCUGGUUAGAGCCUGCUCAUACUUUCAAUGUAUGGAAAACUCAGCGAGCCUUCAACAAAUAUGAGAAGUUGGCAACAUUGGUCAGCAAUAGCCAGUUCUUGGUAAAACCACUUGAUAUGAUUGUGGGCAAAGCAUGGAAUAUGUUUGCUUCAAAAGCCUACAUUCAUCAGUACACAAAAUUUGGAAUUGAAGAAGACGACUUUUUGGACAGCUUCACAUUGUUAGAGCAGGUUAUUGCCAGUUACUGUAACCUCUGAUCUUG
This is a messenger RNA of Orycteropus afer afer, 1381 nucleotides long. RefSeq names its product tubulin delta 1 (gene TUBD1). Gene Ontology annotation, biological process: mitotic cell cycle; microtubule cytoskeleton organization. Lineage: Eukaryota; Metazoa; Chordata; Mammalia; Tubulidentata; Orycteropodidae. Gene Ontology annotation, molecular function: structural constituent of cytoskeleton; GTP binding. Gene Ontology annotation, cellular component: microtubule; cytoplasm. The record is from RefSeq and is a predicted model, not a curated record.